Olea europaea var. sylvestris is the source of this 627-nucleotide messenger RNA. RefSeq lists its product as uncharacterized. The record is from RefSeq and is a predicted model, not a curated record. The transcript is spliced from 2 exons. The coding region runs from base 156 to 473 and encodes 105 amino acids. NCBI's taxonomy places the organism in Eukaryota, Viridiplantae, Streptophyta, Magnoliopsida, Lamiales, Oleaceae.
UUCAACGUUGGCGUCGAUGGAUCAGAGAGGGAAACUUCCAUUUCUUUUCCUUCAUCAUCUCCUAUAAAACGAGGCCUAAUCUUCGACUCAUUUAUACUUAAAUCAGUGUCUGCAAUACAGCAAAACAACGUAAAAUAUUUCUUUCCGACACCAUAAUGGUUCCCAAGAAGGCAAUUCUCGACCUACUCCCAUCUUUGUUCAUAAUAUACGAUGUUGCCUCCAUGGUGACUGCUACCGUCUCCAACGACACGACUCAAGCAACAGCAGAGACAAAUAAAGUGAAUACAAAUACAAGCAAGAUUCCCAAUUUUGUGCGGCCUUUUCCCCGAACUCCAAUUCCGAAUCCCGCUACAAAACCACCUAUAAAAGUUAUUGGACGUUGCCGUCCUUGCUGCAGGAAGUUUUUGAAAGCAUGCCUACCUAUUUGCUGUCAUGCUGCAGAAGAUGCUAAGAAAAUCGGAUCUCAUGAUUGACCCUAUAAUUAGCGAGUUCCAUUCGCUUUAUUAUCAUUUUGCUAUGCUAGAUUUGAUAGAAUUGAGAAAAAAAAAGUACAAAUAUUAUGUGUUGGGUGUAAACUUUUAAAACUAAGUGACUCCGUUUUAAAUAAACAACUUUUCCUUGGUCAAA